Molecule: messenger RNA, 787 nt
Organism: Drosophila nasuta
Lineage: Eukaryota; Metazoa; Arthropoda; Insecta; Diptera; Drosophilidae
Exons: 3
Coding region: 95-622 (175 amino acids)
Source: RefSeq, a predicted model, not a curated record
CAUUCGACAGUCAUAAGAUCAGAUUCCUAGUGUCAAAUCAGUUUCAAAUUAUCAAUCGAUUGCUAAAGACGUACUUUACAAAUUUCUGAAAAACAUGUUGUUCAAAUAUUUUCCAUUCAUUUUACUCUGGGCUCAGUGCCUGUUGGCAGCGCCCACACGUGAAGCAGUUUCGGCAGCAGCCCAACAUCAGCUGGAGCAGGAGGCACAAGCUGAGACGAUCAAUUUGCUGAAUUCUCUAUUCCGGGCACAAAUCGCCUACUUUAGCGGCGUGCGAGCGAAACUUGCUCCAACUACGAAACGUGCCCGUGACAUUGAGGUCUAUGUGACGCGUUUGAAUGAGGCGAUUGCAGAGCCGGAUCUCGACAAGAAGAAUGCCAUGUGGCUCAACAUAUUCGAGCAGUUUAGUAAAUCGCCGCUAUUGCUUAACAAGCCGGAGGAAACGGGACUUAGCAAUGCUGAGUAUCAGGUGUUGCUGACUGAUGUCAAGCUGCAGGAGAUAACAAAAAGUUACAUUCGUGAUGUGUCCACCUACUUCUUUAAAAUGGCCAGAAUCAGCGGCAAAGUUGUCGAGAACGGCAUCGAUGAUUACUUCGCACAAACCAAUGUAAGACGGCACCAAUAAAUAGUUUAAAAUUUCAUUCCAAAAUAUGUGUUCUAAGUGCUUAAUGGAGCUGAGAACAUAUCGAUAACAAGCCACACCGAUAGAAAGUUCGAUUAGCAUUCAAUGCUUUUAAAACUGUAACCGAAAUAAAAGCAAGCUUGCGAUUAUAACUUAAUUUGUAUAAAC